AUGCGAGUUGAAGUCGGAUCUGUGGACGAGCGAAGUUCUUCGGGAGCCAACUCUGUUACAAGCGACGACAGUUCGGAACGUACAGCUAAGAAGUCGGAAGUGCCACGGAAUGCAGCUCUGAGGUAUUCGUAUGAAUUUCUCCUCAAGCUUCAGAAGAGUAAACUUUCGAAGAAGCCACCGGAGUGCAUCGAUCGACUUCGUCAAGAAUGCAUUCUCCGAGAAACCUGGAGAUCAGAUAGGGAGAAAGACUCGGAAAGAGAUACUGAAUUCCCAGCCGCCUUAACCAAACCACCUCCCAGCUUUAGGGGCGGUUGUAAGGUCGAUAAGGCUGUCCUGUCGGAUAAUCCAAAUCCGGGGAGCAACAGCGUUAAGAAAUCAGCUGCCUCCAAAGGCGAGAGAAGAGUUGGAAGCGGCCGUUUGGGCUCGUACAACAAGGAUCGCGAAUCCGAUUAUGGCUAUCCACAGGAACGAUCUCGGAGACUGUUCGAUCAUCAAGUCAACGAACCGCUGAAGAGAAGCAACGGCCGAUAUGUGGACAUGAAUUCGAGCCGAGGACAUGCCGACGAUGAGCCCGAGUGGUUCACCGAGGGUCCGACGUCGCAGACUGACACCAUUGAGCUCGGUGGCUUCGAAGACAAAUCAAGGAAGGUCCGCACCCCGUCGCCUCCCGAAAAACCCACAUUUAACGUAGAUGGACAACGUUCGCAGGAGUUUGUGAACCUUCUGAAGGAGAUGUGCGACAUACCGAGCGGUACACGGAAGAAUGCCUCGAUCAACUUCGAGCAAUCUUUCGGCAACGGUCACGACGACGAGGAGCACAGUUUCGAAGACGAGGCCAUACAGGCCGCUUCGCGAGCCGGAUCUCGAUUCAUGUCUAAAGUGUUCGCGAAAACGGUCGAAGACGAUUCUUCGCCUUCGUCCAAGCCGGCCUCACCGCCAAUCAAUGCCAAAGACCUCGAGACGAGCCCUAGACCUGUACUCGAGCUGUUGGAGAACACAAAAGAGUCCACAUCGGUGUCUUCUCUGCUGAAAGAUAUGUUCCCAUCGUCCGGUGAGAGCCACCGAUCAGAGAGUGUUGCAAUCUCUUCCUCGGGAACAGCAUCGAAUUAUGAUUCCCCGGAGGGCCUUCAGAGCAGGAAUUCUCUCCAGAACGGCAACAUGUUGGGCUCCAUCUUUCCGACGCCUGUCACCAUGGGUUCGUCGACGACAGCUCCGAAGCUGUCUGCCCCUAAAAACGGUGUUCUCGAUGUUGAAAAAGGGGUUCAGGGCAAAAACAUUCUGGAGUUGCUCUUGAGCGGGGCGAAUGUCACCAACGUUCCUUCAACGCCGCAUUCCGCCAAAUCGGUGGAAGAACUCGAAGCUGAUCUGAAAAUGGAAUCCCGUCUCAUGCAGAUGACUUAUCCUGCGGGUCCUUCUUAUGAUCCCUUCCUAGACGGUCGUUCAAUGAUGGCACAGCUUAUGGGCAAUGGAGCCAUGGAAAGAUCGCUGGGCUUGCUGAGCGAUCUCCAGUCGUCCGUUCGGGAUAUCGGACAGGACGGAGCUAUCCAUCCGGGUGCUCCGUACAUGUCGUCGAAUUCGUCUGCGUCGCCGCCUCAACAGGUGUCGGCCUCUCAAAUUCCGGCUCAACAAGCUUAUCAACAUACACAACAACGACAGCAACAAGCAAAUACUACGCACAACAAUGCCUCGCUCGACAUCAUGAGACUCCUUAUGGAGGGGAGCUCGAUGCCGGAGAGGGAUCAGGGCAAGCCCUACAAGCAGCAGGACCUUCGGAACGUGCCCACUUCGGUCCUGUUGCAGGAGAAGCACGCGCAGCGCGGCAAAUCAGGACCCCAGGCCGGCGGACCCCGACCUAUUGUCAAGAGUAACAAGAAUCCGCCGCCUUGUCCUCCACCCACAGCGCCGGCUGAGACCGGUGAAGAUCUCCUCCAAAGGUUAUUCCAUCAGCAGCAGCACGAACAACAAUUCGCACAUCAUCAGUAUCAACACCAACAGCAUCCUCAACAACAAUAUCAUCAUCAUCCGUCGCAGCAAGCUCAUCAUCAACAGCAACAACAGCGAUUCCGUUCAUACAUGGCUGGGCCCCAAGGGGCCGUCGGCUUCAACGGCAACACGACCGCCCCGGCGCAACAUCAGGUGCGAAUGGCACCUUCACAACGUCGUCCCCUGACGGGAGGUCACGGCCAGCGGUUCCCCCAGGGCGGAGCUUUCACACUCGGAUCGGGCCCUAUAAGCAACCAUGCUGCUAACGUGAUGGCCCGGAGCUCGGAGAGCUCGAUCCUGAGCCCCGACGACGCCCUGGCAAAAUGGUUCGGCAAUCUCGGCUGCAAUCAGCCUUCGCUCCCGGUUCCCACCAAUGUACUCCGCGUCGAGGAGCUCGAACGCCAGAACAAUCGUCUCCACCAGGCGAAACCCACUGCCUAG
Galendromus occidentalis (western predatory mite) is the source of this 2424-nucleotide messenger RNA. RefSeq lists its product as uncharacterized. Gene Ontology annotation, cellular component: cytoplasm; nucleus. Gene Ontology annotation, molecular function: mRNA binding. The record is from RefSeq and is a predicted model, not a curated record. Lineage: Eukaryota; Metazoa; Arthropoda; Arachnida; Mesostigmata; Phytoseiidae. Gene Ontology annotation, biological process: negative regulation of translation. The coding region runs from base 1 to 2424 and encodes 807 amino acids. The transcript is spliced from 4 exons.